Molecule: messenger RNA, 2730 nt
Organism: Ctenopharyngodon idella (grass carp)
Lineage: Eukaryota; Metazoa; Chordata; Actinopteri; Cypriniformes; Xenocyprididae
Gene: cntf
Product: ciliary neurotrophic factor
Exons: 4
Coding region: 191-784 (197 amino acids)
Biological process (GO): ciliary neurotrophic factor-mediated signaling pathway; negative regulation of neuron apoptotic process
Molecular function (GO): ciliary neurotrophic factor receptor binding
Source: RefSeq, a predicted model, not a curated record
GGGGCGGAGUCACGGGCAAUUGAGAACUGCAUCUUAAAACAGGAGAACAGCGUCUUUGGAAGUCGUGCUGUAAGUCAUGCGAGAUAUUUGGCCUCAGUGAAAUAACUGCAAAUAUAUAGGGAGUGAGAAACAGCGCCUGAGGAUCGCCAUUCAACAUCUCUACAGCCUACGUAGGAGUUUUUGAGUAUAAAUGGCUGGCAGAGGUACAAACGGUCGUCAUGGGUUGCGGGGCCACGCAGGGAGAACCGCAGCUCUAGCCCGGCUUCUUCAUAAGGAAUGCAUCCAACUCCUGGAGUCAUACAGAAACAGGGAAUCACUGCCGUCCUCACCGGUUGCCGGAGAUUAUUUAGUAUCCACUCCUCCGUUGGUUCCUCAGCUGUCAGAUGCAGAAAAAAUAUCUAUCCUGCACGCUGCGCUCAAGGAGUGUCUGCGACUUCUGGAAGAUGUCAUUACCCGGGAGGACGCAGAAUUUUCCGAUGAAGACAGCGAGUAUAGGAGAAAACGGAAAACUGUCAGGGACCGUCUGGGGCACCUGUUGGCGAGCACAGAGCAGCUACUAGUGGAUGGCCAGAAAUUUGAAGCUGAAGUUAAAGAGGAGCUAGAUGGUCAGGCGGCCAGUGGGAGUUUCGGUCUGAAGAUGUGGAUUGUGCGAGUGCUGCAGGACCUCGUGCACUGGACUGGCCAAACAUCAGACACCCUCCGCUCUCUGCCAGCAGAGAUGGUGAAAGCACCAAAGACAAUGUCCCGAAGGACAAGAAGAGGCGCCGGGAAAAUAAGGAAGUGAGACUAGAUCUGUGAACAUAAAAAGAGAGUGAAAGGGUGGAGCGGAAGAGGACAGAAUGAUAAGAAUGAGGAGAAGGAAUUUCAUUACAGCAUGGAGAAUGUAGAGAGUCAGAGGAUCUGGAUGCAGUCACUGGAAUUCAGCAUUCCAGCAUGUGGAAAGCAGCAGGGGUGGGUCUGAACAAGAUAUUAUUUUAUGAAAGUUAUUUUAAUAUAUUUCUUGGUCUUUGAAAUAAGAUGUUAAACUGUAGCAAAAAAUGUAAAUACCUUUAAAGAUUAAUCAAAACUCUUACAUGUACCGUAUGGUUUUAUUACUCUUUAAGAUUGUUGACCAAAUAUCUCCUUUUUUGUUUGUAUAUCAAACUUGCUGUAUGCAUUUAUUUGCAUUUAUAAGGGAUAGUUCACACAAAAAUGAGAAUUCUGUCAUCAUUUACUCACCCUCAUGUCGUUCCAAACCUGUAUGCAUUACUUUCCUUUGUGGAGCACAAAAGAAAACAUUUAAAUAUAUUCAUCUUAUUCUAUGUACAGAUUUGGAUGGACAUGAGCGUGAGUAAAUGAUGACAGAAUAUUCUUUUCUUUUUUUCGGGGGAACAAUCCCAGGAAAUUUCUCUUCAAAAUGAUAACCUACUGAUACAAAUAUCUUGAAUAAUCUACUGUACAAGCAAUGUAUACCUUAAAAAGGCUGCUUCACAUUUAUCAUACAAAUGCUUCUUAUUCCUUACAUGUGCAGUGUUAUUAAAGGGUUAGUUCACCCAAAAAUGAAAAUAAUGUCAUUAAUUACUCACCCUCAUGUCGUUCUACACCCGUAGAACCUUCGAUCAUCUUCGGAACACAAAUUAAGAUAUUUUUUAUUAAAUCCGAUAGCUCAGUGAGGCCUGCCUAGACAGCAAUGGUACUUUCUCUCUCUCAGUUCAUGUGAGUUCAGUGGUUCUACCUUAAUAUUAUAAAGUGACGAGAAUAUUUUUUGUGCGCCAAAAAAAACAAAAUAACGACUUUUAACAAUAUCUAAUGAUGGACGAUUUCAAAACACUGCUUCGGAGUGUUAUGAAUCUUUUGUGUCGAAUCAUGAUUCGGAUCACAUAUCAAACCGCCAAACUGCUAAAAUCACGUGACUUUGGCACUCCGAACCACUGAUUUGAUUCGUAAAGCUCUGAAGCUUCAUGAAGCAGUGUUUUGAAAUCGGCCAUCACUAAAUAUUGUUAAAAAGUCGUUAUUUUGGGGGGGUUUUGGCGCACAAAAAAUAUAUUUGUCGUUUUAUAAUAUUAAGGUAGAACCACUGUAGUCACAUGAACUGAUUUAAAUAUGUUAAAUCUUCUAAAUAUUUAGUACCUUUAUGGAUCUUGAGAGAAGAAGUACCAUUGCUCUCUAUGCAGGCCUCGCUGAGCCAUCGAAUUUAAUCAAAAAUAUAUUAAUUUGUGUUCCGAAGAUGAUCGAAGGUUCUACGGGUGGAGAACGACAUGAGGGUGAGUAAUAAAUGACAUUAUUUUCAUUUUUGGGUGAACUAACCCUUUAAGUGUACCAUCUGUUGACGUUUGUUUGGAUUAAUUCCUCUAUCCACACUCAUGGAAUACUCAUGCCCUCUGCUGGCUGCAUAAAGUUCUGCUUUUUAUUCCAGGUCAACUUGUCAGAUGUGACUCUGGUCAUCUAGUGACAGAGAAAGGUCUACAAACAAGCCCUUUUUCAUGAUGAUUGAAGUCAUCGUUCCUUUACACUGAUUUUAACAUGUUCGAUAUCUACUCAAAAUCUAUAUGUUAGCGAGCCUGGUAUGGCCUAUGACUUAGGAGACAUACUGAAUCGAAGAAAACUGGUGGAAGAGCAUUAAGGAUUUAGCACCUGGUUAUUGUAUGAAGAUGACUGGAAUUAGUAAAGAAAGAAAAACAUUACCAUUUAAUAAUUUAUUAUUAAUAAAUGUGUUUUAAACUUGCACUGCAAUAAAUGGCAAUAUCUGAA